Malania oleifera is the source of this 1275-nucleotide messenger RNA. RefSeq names its product protein SENSITIVE TO PROTON RHIZOTOXICITY 2. Gene Ontology annotation, biological process: response to acidic pH; response to aluminum ion. The record is from RefSeq and is a predicted model, not a curated record. Bases 1 to 1275 code for a protein of 424 amino acids. Lineage: Eukaryota; Viridiplantae; Streptophyta; Magnoliopsida; Santalales; Ximeniaceae. The transcript has a single exon.
AUGAAUAUUUCUUCCAAGGGAAAUCCUUGUGAAUUCUCUAAUGGCGGUUCACAGGAGUUGCCAAUCUACGGCGUGGCCGAAGAUGUCGUUUCACACCUUCUCGAAGCAAGCUCGAUCUCGAUCCCGGGUACUUCCGAUGAAACUCACUCUGGUUAUCUCUUUUACAGUCUCUCCAUUCUCAAAGAAAAGGUUCAUCAAGUGCAGUCCCUGGUCAGCAUCUUCAUCUCCCCUAACCAAGGUCAACCGUCCGAGGCCGCAGCCAUGGCCGUAGCCAGCAUGGGCACCCUGAUACAGGAAAUUGUAGUCACUGCAUCAUCCAUGAUGUUCACAUGCCAGCAGAUGGCUCUCGGCGCAACUAACGGUAGCGCCAAGUUCUCCGAUGGAGGGUUAUCGCAGCUGAGCAGUGGGGGCGGUGGCCAUGACCGGCCGGUUAUUUCCAUUGGAGAAGAAAGAGGGCAAGCGUUCGCCUAUUCGAGCGAAAGCCUAGAAUGGUAUGGCGACCACCCUGAUCAAAACCAUAACAAAUGGACUAGUACUAAUGAUCAUAGCACCAAUCCCGGUAAUUGUGCUAUCCGCGCGGUUAGUAGCAAUACUAAAUAUGAGAUGGAUUUAGGGGGAUCAGAUUUGCGUCAAGGAAGGAAAAACAAGAUAGGGUUUCAAGCGAAUGUUUCAUCGAAGAGCUACGACAUAAUCGAACUGGAUGCUGCGGAUUUGUUGGCUAAGUACACACAUUACUGCCAAGUUUGUGGGAAGGGGUUCAAGAGGGAUGCUAAUUUGAGAAUGCACAUGAGAGCACACGGGGAUGCGUACAAGUCCAGUGCAGCCUUGAGCAACCCCUUGAAGAAUAUUAGUACCAAUACUAAUGGCAAUGGAAGCGAGCUUCAGGGGGAAAGCAAGGAGAGUGGUGUGAUGAAAUUGCCGAGGAAGUACUCGUGCCCGCACGAGGGGUGCAGGUGGAACCAGAAGCAUGCAAAGUUCCAGCCACUGAAGUCCAUGAUCUGUGUCAAGAACCACUACAAAAGGAGCCACUGCCCGAAGAUGUACGUGUGCAAGCGGUGCAACCGGAAGCAGUUUUCGGUGCUCUCGGACUUGCGAACGCACGAGAAGCACUGCGGCGACAUCAAGUGGCAGUGCUCCUGCGGAACGACGUUCUCCCGGAAAGAUAAGCUGAUGGGUCAUGUUGCUUUGUUCGUCGGCCAUGCUCCUGCCAUCAACAUUGCUGCAACAAAUAAAGAGGGAAAAAAUGAAAAUCUGAUGGAUUUGGAGGAAAGAUAA